AUGCGCGGCCGAGGGAAUGCGCGCAGCUCGCGGGCCCUGGCAGUGAGCUGGCGCCCGGCGACCUGGCACCCGCGCCUGGAUAUGGGGCGGCUAAGUCGUCCCAGGAGCAGCACCAGCCACAGGAACCUGCCGCAUCUGGUUCUGUUUUUCCUCUUCGUGGGACCCUUCAACUGCCUUGCAAGUUACAGCCGGGCCACGGAGCUUCUGUACAGCCUGAACGAGGGGCUGCCCGCGGGGGUGCUCAUCGGCAGUCUGGCCGAGGACCUGCGGCUGGUGCCCCGGGCGGCUGGGAGGCAGGACCAGCGGUCGCAGCCGCUGGAACGCACCGGCGCCGAGCCGAGCCCUCCUCUCUCCUUCAGCCUGGCCUCCCGGGGACUGAGUGGCCAGUACGUGACCCUAGACAACCGUUCAGGAGAGUUGCACACUUCAGCCCAGGAGAUCGACCGGGAGGCCCUGUGCCUUGAAGGAGGCGGAGGGGCCGCCUGGGGCGGCAGCAUUUCCAUUUCCUCCUCCCCUUCUUCUGACUCUUGUCUUCUGCUUCUGGAUGUACUGGUCCUGCCUCAGGAAUACUUUAGGUUUGUGAAGGUGAAAAUAGCUAUCCAGGACAUCAAUGACAACGCCCCGGAGUUCCCUGUUUCCCAAAUCUCGGUUUGGAUCCCAGAAAAUGCACCUGUAAACACCCGGCUGGCUAUAGAGCAUCCGGCCAUGGACCCAGAUAUAGGCACUAAUGGGGUGCAGACCUACCGCUUACUGGACUACCAUCGUAUGUUCACCCUGGACGUGGAAGAAAAUGAGAAUGGGGAGCGCACUCCCUACCUAAUUGUCAUGGGACUGUUGGACAGGGAGACCCAAGACCAGUAUGUGAGCAUCAUCAUAGCUGAGGAUGGCGGGUCUCCGCCGCUGUUGGGCAGUGCCACCCUCACCAUUGGCAUAAGUGACAUUAAUGACAAUUGCCCUCUUUUCACAGAUUCACAGAUCAAUGUCACUGUGUUGGGGAAUGCUACAGUGGGCACACCAAUUGCAGCUGUCCAGGCUGUGGAUAGAGACUUGGGGGUCAAUGCUCAGAUCACCUACUCGUACAGCCAGAAAGUUCCUCGAGCAUCCAAGGAUUUAUUCCACCUGGAUGAGACCACUGGAGUCAUUAAACUUUUCAGUACCAUUGGGGGAAGUGUCCUCCAAACACACAAGCUCACCGUCCUGGCUAAUGGGCCAGGCUGCAUUCCUGCUGUGAUCGCUGUCCUGGUGUCGAUUAUUAAAGUCGUUUUCAGGCCACCUGAAAUCGUUCCUCGUUAUAUCGCAAAUGAGAGAGACGGUAUUGUUUACCUGAAAGAACUGGAACCUGUUAACACUCCAAUUGCUUUCUUCACCAUUAGGGACCCAGAAGGUAAAUACAAGGUGAACUGCUAUUUGGAUGGUGAAGGCCCAUUUAGGUUGUCACCGUACAAACCGUACAAUAAUGAAUAUUUGCUAGAAACCACAAAACCUAUGGAUUAUGAGCUACAGCAGUUCUAUGAAAUAGCUGUGGUGGCCUGGAACUCUGAAGGAUUUCAUGUCAAAAAAGUUAUUAAAGUGCAACUUUUAGAUGACAAUGAUAAUGCUCCUGUUUUCCUUCAAUCCUUGAUAGAACUAACCAUUGAAGAAAACAAUGCACCCAAUGCCUUUUUGACUAAGCUGUACGCUACAGAUGCUGACAGUGGAGAGAGAGGCCAAAUUUCAUAUUUUCUGGGACCCGAUGCUCCAUCGUAUUUUUCCUUAGACAGUGUCACAGGAAUUCUGACAGUUUCCACUCAGCUGGACCGAGAAGAGAAAGAAAAGUACAGGUACACGGUCAGAGCUGUUGACUCUGGGAAGCCACCCAGAGAAUCAGUAGCCACUGUGGCUCUCACAGUGUUGGAUAAAAACGACAACAGCCCUAGGUUCAUCAACAAGGACUUCAGCUUUUUUGUGCCAGAAAACUUUCCAGGAUAUGGUGAAAUUGGAGUAAUUAGUGUAACAGAUGCCGAUGCGGGGCGAAAUGGAUGGGUCGCUCUCUCUGUGUUGAACCAGAGUGAUAUUUUUGUCAUAGACACAGGAAAGGGCAUGCUGAGAGCCAAAGUCUCUUUGGACAGAGAGCAGCAAAGCUCCUAUAUGUUGUGGGUGGAAGCUGUUGAUGGGGGUGAACCUGCCCUUUCCUCUACUGCAAAAAUCACAAUUCUCCUCCUAGAUAUCAAUGACAACCCUCCUCUUGUUCUAUUUCCUCAGUCUAAUAUGUCUUACCUGUUGGUACUACCUUCUACUCUCCCCGGCUCCCCAGUGACAGAGGUCUAUGCUGUUGACAAAGACACAGGCAUGAAUGCUGUCAUAGCUUACAGCAUCAUAGGAAGAAGAGGUCCUAGGCCUGAGUCCUUCAGGAUUGACCCUAAAACUGGCAACAUUACUUUGGAAGAGGCACUGCUGCAGACAGAUUAUGGACUCCAUCGUUUGCUGGUAAAAGUGAGUGAUCAUGGUUAUCCCGAACCUCUCUAUUCCACUGUCAUGGUGAACCUCUUUGUUAAUGACACUGUCAGUAAUGAGAGCUACAUUGAGAGUCUUUUAAGAAAAGAACCUGAAAUUAAUAUAGAGGAGAAAGAACCACAGAUCUCAAUAGAACCAACUCACAGGAAAGCCGAAUCUGUGUCCUGUAUGCCCACCUUAGUCGCUCUUUCUGUAAUAAGCUUGGGUUCUAUCACACUGGUAACAGCGAUGGGAAUAUACAUCUGCUUAAGGAGAGGGAAAAAGCAUCCCAAGGAAGACGAAAAUUUGGAAGUACAAAUUCCACUAAAAGGAAAAAUUGACUUGCACAUUAGAGAGAGGAAACCGAUGGAUAUUUCCAACAUUUGA
Messenger RNA from Pteronotus mesoamericanus, 2859 nucleotides. It is a transcript of the gene PCDH20, whose product is annotated as protocadherin 20. Gene Ontology annotation, molecular function: calcium ion binding. The record is from RefSeq and is a predicted model, not a curated record. Gene Ontology annotation, cellular component: plasma membrane. The coding region runs from base 1 to 2859 and encodes 952 amino acids. Lineage: Eukaryota; Metazoa; Chordata; Mammalia; Chiroptera; Mormoopidae. Gene Ontology annotation, biological process: homophilic cell-cell adhesion. The transcript has 2 exons.